AAUUUGGAGGUGCCUCCAUAUUUGGUAGUCUGCCUUCCUUUAUUAAGGGAGAAGAGGCCCUGGCCGCAUCCAGGUCACUGCGUAAUCUGGAGGGCCGACAAAUACAGUGAACUUCUCUUCAAGAGUUCACAGCAAGGCUAAAAACAAUGGGAGAUGCACAAAUGGCAGAGUUUGGGCCCGCUGCCUCCUACCUGCGGAAAUCAGACAGGGAACGUCUGGAGGCACAGACUCGCAUAUUUGACAUGAAGAAGGAGUGUUUCGUGCCGGACACUGAGGAAGAGUACGUCAAGGGGUCCAUCAUCAGCAGGGAUGGUGACAAAGUCACUUGUGAAACUGAGAAAGGGAAGACCGUUGUUGUGAAAGAAGCAGACGUCCACCCCCAGAACCCGCCAAAGUUCGAUAAAAUCGAAGACAUGGCGAUGUUUACCUUCCUUCAUGAACCCGCUGUGCUGUUUAACCUCAAAGAGCGUUACGCAGCCUGGAUGAUCUACACCUACUCUGGGCUGUUCUGUGUCACUGUCAACCCCUACAAGUGGCUGCCAGUCUACAAUCAGGAAGUGGUCAUUGCUUAUAGAGGCAAGAAGAGAAGUGAAGCUCCUCCACAUAUCUUCUCCAUCUCUGAUAAUGCCUACCAGUACAUGCUGACAGACAGAGAAAACCAGUCCAUUCUUAUCACUGGAGAAUCUGGUGCUGGGAAGACUGUGAACACAAAGAGGGUCAUUCAGUACUUUGCCAGCAUUGCAGCUGGGGGUCCGAAGAGGGACGUGUCUGACAAGAAGGGGACCCUGGAGGAUCAAAUCAUCCAGUGCAAUCCUGCCCUGGAGGCCUUUGGUAAUGCCAAGACCAUCAGGAACGACAACUCCUCCAGAUUUGGUAAAUUCAUCAGAAUUCACUUUGCAGCCAGUGGAAAGCUGGCUUCUGCUGACAUUGAGACAUAUCUUCUGGAGAAGUCUCGUGUGACAUUCCAGUUGAAAGCUGAGAGAGACUAUCACAUCUUCUACCAAAUUCUGUCCCAAAGGAAGCCAGAAUUGCUGGAGAUGCUGCUUAUUACCAACAACCCCUACGACUACGCCUACAUCUCCCAAGGAGAGACCACUGUAGCCUCCAUUAAUGAUGGUGAUGAACUUUGUGCCACUGAUGAAGCUUUUGAUGUGCUGGGCUUCACUCAGGAGGAGAAGAAUAGCAUUUACAAGCUAAUCGGUGCCAUCAUGCACUACGGCAACAUGAAGUUCAAGCAGAAGCAGCGUGAGGAACAGGCAGAAGCUGAUGGUACUGAAGAUGCUGACAAAUCUGCUUAUCUGAUGGGGCUCAAUUCUGCUGAUCUUAUCAAGGGUCUGUGUCAUCCAAGGGUCAAAGUAGGCAAUGAGUGGGUCACCAAGGGCCAGAAUGUUGAUCAGGUGUAUUAUGCUAUGGGUGCGUUGUCUAAGUCAGUAUAUGAGAAGAUGUUCCUAUGGAUGGUGAUGAGAAUCAACCAAUCCCUGGACACCAAGCAGCCUCGCCAAUAUUUCAUUGGUGUGCUGGACAUCGCCGGCUUUGAGAUCUUUGAUUUCAACACCUUUGAGCAGAUGUGUAUCAACUUCACUAAUGAGAAGUUGCAGCAGUUCUUCAACCACCACAUGUUUGUGCUGGAGCAGGAAGAAUACAAGAAAGAGGGGAUUGAGUGGGAGUUCAUUGACUUUGGUAUGGACCUGCAGGCCUGCAUUGACCUCAUUGAGAAGCCCAUGGGCAUCAUGUCCAUCCUUGAAGAGGAGUGCAUGUUCCCUAAGGCUAGCGAUGCUACCUUCAAAGCUAAACUGUACGACAACCAUCUGGGAAAAUCAAACAACUUCCAGAAGCCCAGAGUUGUUAAAGGGAAACCAGAGGCCCAUUUCUCCCUGGUUCAUUAUGCUGGCACUGUAGACUACAACAUCAACAACUGGCUGGUGAAGAACAAGGACCCUUUAAAUGAGACUGUUGUGGGACUGUAUCAGAAGUCUACAAUGAAACUGCUAGCUAAUCUUUUUGCAAAUUAUGCUGGCGCUGAUUCAGCUGCGGAGCAGGGAGGUGGAAAGGGAGGCAAGGGAGGAGGAAAAAAGAAAGGCUCCUCCUUCCAGACUGUGUCUGCUCUCCACAGGGAGAACUUGAAUAAGCUGAUGACCAACCUGAGAUCGACUCAUCCACACUUUGUCCGCUGCAUCAUCCCCAACGAGACCAAGACUCCAGGAGCCAUGGAGAACCCUCUGGUCAUGCACCAGCUGCGCUGUAACGGUGUGCUGGAAGGCAUCAGGAUCUGCCGAAAGGGCUUCCCAAAUAGGAUCCUCUACGGGGAUUUCAAACAGAGAUACCGCAUCCUCAACCCUGCUGCUAUUCCAGAAGGGCAGUUCAUUGACAGCAGGAAGGGAGCUGAAAAACUAUUGGGCUCUUUGACUAUUGACCACAACCAGUACAAAUUUGGGCACACUAAGGUGUUCUUCAAGGCUGGUCUACUGGGUACACUGGAGGAGAUGAGAGACGAUCGUUUAGCUCUCAUCAUCACUGGAAUACAGUCCAGGGCCCGAGGUCUUCUGUCAAGAAUUGAGUUCCAGAAGAUAGUGGAACGCAGGGAUGCCUUGCUUGUGAUCCAAUGGAACGUACGAGCCUUCAUGGGUGUGAAGAACUGGCCCUGGAUGAAGCUGUAUUUCAAGAUCAAACCUUUGCUGAGGUCUGCUGAGGCUGAGAAGGAAAUGGCCAACAUGAAGGAGGAGUUCCUCAAACUGAAAGAAGCAUAUGCAAAAUCUGAGGCUCGCAGGAAGGAGCUUGAAGAGAAGAUGGUCUCUCUUCUCCAAGAGAAGAAUGACCUGCAAUUGCAAGUCCAGUCUGAACAAGAUAAUCUCUCAGAUGCUGAGGAGCGGUGUGAAGGGCUAAUCAAGAACAAGAUCCAACUGGAGGCCAAAGUCAAGGAGCUGACAGAAAGAUUGGAGGAUGAGGAGGAGAUGAAUUCAGAACUGACUGCCAAGAAGAGGAAGCUAGAGGAUGAGUGUUCUGAGUUGAAGAAGGAUAUUGAUGAUCUGGAGCUCACUCUAGCUAAAGUGGAGAAGGAGAAGCAUGCUACGGAGAACAAGGUGAAGAACCUGACUGAAGAAAUGGCAGCUCUGGAUGAAAUCAUUGCUAAGCUGACCAAGGAGAAGAAGGCUCUGCAGGAAGCUCACCAGCAAACACUGGAUGACCUCCAGAGUGAGGAGGACAAAGUGAACACCCUCACUAAAGCCAAGGCUAAACUGGAACAGCAAGUUGAUGAUCUUGAGGGCUCCCUGGAACAGGAAAAGAAGGUUCGUAUGGACCUUGAGAGAGCCAAGAGGAAGCUGGAGGGUGACUUGAAGUUAACCCAGGAAAAUGUAAUGGACCUGGAGAAUGACAAGCAGCAGCUGGAGGAGAGACUGAAGAAGUAA
Messenger RNA from Paramormyrops kingsleyae, 3407 nucleotides. Its product is annotated as myosin-7-like. Gene Ontology annotation, molecular function: actin filament binding; microfilament motor activity; ATP binding. Lineage: Eukaryota; Metazoa; Chordata; Actinopteri; Osteoglossiformes; Mormyridae. Gene Ontology annotation, biological process: adult heart development; cardiac muscle contraction; sarcomere organization. Gene Ontology annotation, cellular component: myosin II complex; myosin filament; cytoplasm. The record is from RefSeq and is a predicted model, not a curated record.